This is a messenger RNA of Xylaria bambusicola, 3647 nucleotides long. Its product is annotated as family 20 glycosyltransferase. The transcript is spliced from 4 exons. Gene Ontology annotation, biological process: trehalose biosynthetic process. The record is from RefSeq and is a predicted model, not a curated record. Lineage: Eukaryota; Fungi; Ascomycota; Sordariomycetes; Xylariales; Xylariaceae. Gene Ontology annotation, molecular function: catalytic activity. Bases 305 to 3019 code for a protein of 904 amino acids. Gene Ontology annotation, cellular component: alpha,alpha-trehalose-phosphate synthase complex (UDP-forming); cytosol.
UAUAUCUAUGCCCGUCUGGUUGCUGCAAGUCUGGACUGGAACACUCUGCCCUCCACUUGUUGACAUCAUCUCGACAAAAUAAAUUUGAUCCCUUCAGUUUCUAUCUCAACCCGAGCAGCCCCUGCCUCUCUAUACCCUUCACAAGAUGCUAUGAUACCUAUUGUAAAUAAGAGCUUAGAUUUUCAAUUUUUCAAUCGUGCCCUUGACAAAGCAACCUUGCCUGUGUUUUUCCCUUCUCCGUUAUAGAAUAACAGCCCGUACUCUAUUCAUUACGCGCCCCUCGCUGCGUUAGUAGUAUUCCAUCAUGACUAUCUUCGUUGCUUCCCUGUUUCUUCCUAAAACGAUCUAUUUCGACCUUCCAGAUGCGCCGUCUAAAUCCAGUAGACAGGUUCUUCGACAUGGCCAUCCUGGCGCAUCAAAACGACCCACUCUAGAUGCUCGCCCAAGUCUCUUCAACCCCCGCCCUCCAAAUACACCACCUCUUACCCCCACGGAAAAUGAGACUGCACUUGACGAUGACUUGUUUAUGAAUGAAGAUAGCCUGCCUGUCCAAGCCGUGAACGAUGCUGAGUUUAGGGGUCCAGCGGAUAAGGAAUCUCCGUCUUGGGGCGGCCGGAAAUUUCAACCAACAUCUCGUGUAGAUGCACCCCCUCCAGCCUCAAUCCUUGAGCACGAAAAGACCUUUGAAAAAGCAAAGCAGCUGGGCAGGCAAGGCGUUUUACAACCUCGCACAUCUCGGAGUGACAGCCAUGACAAAGUAUUUGCGAAUGCCAAUUGGCGUGUCGUGAACGCAGACCAGGGCAACGGGGGUCUCCGUAACGCCGCUGAAGCCGCGGCGAGGGAUGGCAGCGCGGAUGAGGUCACAUGGGUAGGAACUCUAGGCAUGCCCACGGAUGCAUUAAAUGGCACACAGCAAAAGCAAGAUAUCUACGACCGAUUGGCGACUGAGUUCAACAUGCUGCCUGUCUUCUGCUCGGACAAGGACUUCGAUGGACACUACUUACAUUUUUGUAAGCAGAUUUUGUGGCCAGUUUUCCAUUACCAGAUUCCCGACAACCCUAAGAGUAAGGCCUACGAGGAUCAUUCUUGGCAAUUCUACGUCAACCUCAACCAAGCGUUUGCAGAUAAGAUCGUCAAGAACUGGAAGCGUGGUGACACUAUAUGGAUCCAUGAUUACCAUCUGCUUUUGCUCCCCAGUAUGAUUCGUAAAAAGCUCCCAGAGGCCAAGAUCGGGUUGUUUUUGCACGUCGCUUUCCCUUCUUCCGAAGUGUUCCGCUGUCUAGCUGCUCGUGAGCAACUUCUAGAAGGUAUGCUAGGCGCGAACCUUGUCGGUUUCCAGAUUGCCGAGUACACACGGCACUUUCUUCAGACUUGCAGCAGGCUUCUCUCAUGUGAGACCACGAGCGAAGGUAUUCAACUAGAAGAUCGUUUUGUGGAUGUCAUGAAUACUGCUAUCGGUAUUGACCCUGUCAGUUUAAACCUCCACCGCCAAGAUCCAGAAGUAAUGAAAUGGGUCAGUAUGAUGAGGGACCGCUACAGAGGCAAGAAGAUCAUCGUCGCGAGAGAUAAACUGGAUCUUGUACGUGGUGUGCGCCAGAAACUACUGGCAUUUGAGCUAUUUCUCAACAAGAAUCCUUCUUGGAGAGAUAAGAUAGUUCUAAUUCAGGUCGCCUUGUCAACAACUGAGAAGAGCGGCCUAGAUGCCGCUGUCGGGGACAUUGUUGCCAGGAUCAAUUCGACUUGGGCAAAUCUUUCUUAUCAGCCGGUGGUAUACCUGAAGCAGGAUAUCCCGUACUCCCAGUAUCUUGCUCUCUUGACGAUUGCAGAUGCUCUGAUGAUCACGAGUCAGCGGGAGGGAAUGAAUUUGACGUCCCAUGAAUUUAUUGUGUGUCAAGAUGGAGCAUAUUGCGACCAAAAACAUGGGUCUCUUAUUCUCUCCGAGUUCACCGGCACUUCAUCGCUUUUCGGUGGCCAGCAGCUUUCAGUCAAUCCAUGGAGUUACCGUGAGUGCUCCGAGGCUAUUAAACAAGCAGCGGAGAUGUCCAGUGAGGAGAGGGCCUCCAGGUGGUCAUCACUUCGCGAAGUAGUAAGCCGCCAAACUGGCAGCCAUUGGUUCACCAGCUUCUUGUCGCGACUCGACCAAAGCUACGAGAUCCAACACCGCCAUGACCAAAUUUCCAUUCCACGGCUGAACCUAAACCAGUUAGGUAAACAAUAUAGCCAAUCUGAGCGAAGACUUUUCCUCUUGGAUUAUGAAGGGACACUUGUUUCAAAUGAGCGUUCAAAGAACGCGGUCGUUAGCAAUCCUCAUCGCGUACUUGCUGUGCUCAGCGAUCUAGUAUAUGACAACCGGAAUACCGUAUUCGUUAUGUCUGCGCGAAGAGCCGAUGAACUCGAGCGUCUCUUUCGGGUGGUGCCGAACCUAGGCCUGAUCGCCGAGAAUGGCUGCUUCAUUAGAUAUCCCUCCAAAAGCACAUGGACUGAAUUCGCAGACAGAAGCAAGGUUGCAUCAUGGAAACAGUCUGUUAGGAGCAUUCUUCAGUACUACCUAGAGCGCACACCAGGCUCCGAGAUUGAAGAUCGGAGUUGUUCUCUCAUCUUCCACUUCAAGAAUGCCGAAGAUUAUACGAUGGCAGAGAGACAAGCGAGUGACUGGACAGCUCAUAUCAAUGAAUCCUGUGAAGAUCAACACGUACAUGCGACUCAGCUUGAGGACUGCGUAGUGGUUGAAUCCCAUGACUGGACCAAAGACACCGCAGCCGCCCAUAUCUAUGAGCACAUAAAGGAAACCAAAGAUGGCGAGAAUCAUGGUGGUCAGCCGGAUUUUCUCAUGGUUGUAGGUGACGGUCGUGAUGAUGAAAAGGUAUUCCGUUGGGCCAACAAGUUACAAGAAGACGGUGAUGUCAAAAAUGCUGUUACUGUAACCGUGAGCAACCGAAAUACCGAGGCCAGGACGACCCUAACGCAGGCUGUAAGCGGCGUUCUUGUGACCCUUCAAAAGCUUGCCAGCCUUUCCUAGGAAGAGAGGUGCAUUGCAUACCGCAACUAUAUCCUCGAUAGCCUUUCGAGACAGGCGCGGAGGUCUCGCAGCAGCUCUCAGAUGUCCUCGAAUUGGAUGUCUUAAAAUUGGAAGUUUGAGCUUAGCUGCGGACGAGGAGAGUUACGCAUCGACUGCCAUUAGCUACGGAAGAGUUAUAGAACAGGCGAGGUAUGCUUGUUUGCCGAAGGAACAUCUCCCCCUUUGAACGUAUGCAGAAGGCCUAUAUAUUUUACAAGCAUUAGCAUGACAUGAGUAUGAGCACGAGCCAAGUUCAAAAUUAAUGAUACUUUGAUACCAAGGUCCGGUGGGAUGCGCGCCCUGUUAAGUACAAGAUCUUGUCAAGUUAGUAGGCAUGUAGCUAUGCCUGAGCUAACCCAAACACUACCUACUCUUUAGGUAGGCAUCACUAGGUUGGUAUUCAUAUCUUAUCCAACGUACCUAUUCGAUGGUGUACACGGUUCUUCAACGAAGCUGGUACAUAUAUGUAAUAUAAUACAUGUCUAGUUGGAUACCUACAUGUACAUGUUACGUACCCAGGCGGAGGGCGCGCACGCAUUAUACCUGUACUCCAGUGCCCCACUUACAAGUAGGGAAAAGGAAAGAAGAA